GCUUUGAAGUUGAAGACUCCAUCUUCGUCGUUCUCCUGCUUCCGGCGUUUUUGCAUCUACCAGAUUAUCAGCUUCCUUAAGUAAUUACAGUUUAAAAUUAAUAUAGAAUUAAAAAGAAAGGAGAUGAGAUUGCUGUUCUGCUUCUUGAUGGUUAUGUACGUUCUCUACCACCACCACCACCACCAACAUGUAUUAGCCGAUCAGAUCUUCCCAGCUCAUGUAGGUGGCACAUUUGGCCGAAGUUCUCGUGAACCAAAAUACAAGAUUGAGUUUCAUCCAGAAGACUCACCUUUCCAUCCUGAUGAUGAACAAGAAUCUCUUGUUCUGCCUGAUAAAAAUGGAAAAAAUUUUUUAUGUUUCUUACCUAAGUUGGAAAAAUCCAAGAGUGGGAAGCCAGUUAUUCAGCAAAAUACUAGUAGCAUGAUUGUGGAAACUGAGAAGCAAGUUAAACUGAAGACACCAGAUGAACUACUUGAAGUGCUUAAAGAAAAAUGCUUUAUUAGGCAAGAGGGUUGGUGGUCGUAUGAAUUUUGCUAUCAGAAGACGUUACGGCAACUUCAUUUGGAAGAUGAAGUGGUUCAAGAAUUUAUCUUGGGUGUAUAUGAUGAAGAAGCCACAGCUUCUUUCAACCAGAAUCUUUCUGACAUCUCAACAUUGAAAGAUCCUCGCUCAAAAGAUGCAUCACAGAGGUAUCAUGCUCACCAAUAUACAAAUGGUACCAUAUGUGAUCUUACAAAUCAGCCACGAGAGACUGAGGUCAGAUUUGUGUGCUCAGAGCCCAGAGCUAUGAUCAGCUCAAUUACAGAGUUAUCAACUUGCAAGUAUGCAAUUACCAUACAGUGCCCUAUGCUGUGCAAGCACCCUUUAUUCCAAGAAGAGAGACCAAUCUGGCACACCAUUAACUGUAAUGCGCUUCCCAAGGACUACAAGGAAACCGGAAAAGAGAAAGACCAAUUCCAAGACAAGCCGAUCACUAUGAUAGCAGACUUGUGAUAUCAAUGGUAUCAAGCUCAGCAUAAUAUUUAGCGUAAAAAUGGUUGGAAAAACCUUCGGUAUUAUCGUACGGAUUGGCAUUUGUUGAAACAAACCUUUCUUAGUUUCUGUUUCAAGUUUGGCAAUUUUGUAAAAAUAAGGACACAAUCUUUUAAAACUUUCUUAAUUAAGGAUAUAAUAUUUUUUUCCUUACUAAUUAAGGUUACUGCCUUUUAAAAUUUUCUAAUUAAGCGGAUGUGGGUAAAUGUGCAUGAUUAUAUUAUUGAUUACAAUUUUUUGAAAGGUCGUAACUUGAAUUAACGUAAGGGAAAAAAGGUCAUAACUUUAAUUAGAGAGAUUUAGAAAAUUUGUAUCCUUAUUUAUAGAAAAUUUCUUCUAGUUUUUAAUAAAUUAACUCUGUUUGUUAAGGAUUUAUAAUCUGAGCUGUGCCAUACAUUUUACACAACAUGAAAAGAAAUCCUUUGGUUGAAA
Messenger RNA from Rubroshorea leprosula, 1464 nucleotides. The record is from the annotation of a GenBank genome assembly. NCBI's taxonomy places the organism in Eukaryota, Viridiplantae, Streptophyta, Magnoliopsida, Malvales, Dipterocarpaceae.